AAGUUAAUCUAUACGAAGUAAAUCCAUCAUCCGUCAUCAAUAUGGAUAUAAAUCUAUCAAUGCUGAUAUUGUUAAGUUUUACAUUCUUUGUAAUCGGUGCCGUGUUUAUGCUGCUAUUUCAAUACUAUGUGUAUUUGAAAUUUUCCCUGUUGCCCGAGGAAACAGCCGAACAGAAGGAUAUAAAUGCCAAAUACACACUGCCGAAGGCCCUGCAUCAGACAGCACGUACCAUCAAUCAAACACCAUCUGCUGCAGCAACGGCAAAUUCCUCUUCGGCCAGUGGUGGUAGUGGCAGUGCAAAGGAUGCCGAUGCAUCGUCGUUGAUGUCAUUGAAUUUUGUUAUGCAGUUCCUAUUUCAUGAAUUGAAAAAUUCAAAUCGCGUGCGAAAGUGGUUUUAUCGUAAACUUUCACUAGAGCUGGAUGAGCUGAUAGCAAAAACAACAACAGGCAAAUUAUUCGACAAAUUAACGAUUAAACAACUUGAACUGGGUGAUCAAUUUCCGGAGAUAAAAACCCUAAGAGUCCACAAUAUUGAGCUGGAUGAGAGCGGCGAACGUAUUGAGAAUUUAGAUUUAUUAAUGGAAAUUCAUUAUAUGGGCAAUUUCCGGACAUCCAUUGAUGCUGAUAUGGUGCUGGGCAAAAAGGGGUCAUUGACACUGAAGGUGAAACAACUAUCCGGCCUGGCUCGAUUGCAAUUCACACGAAAUCCCUAUACCCAUUGGUCAUUGAGUUUCCUCGGUGAUCCAGAAUUGGAUUUGGCCAUUGAAUCCCGCUACCAGGGCAGACAAAUGCAAUCAAAUAUAACCAGUCUGAUAUCGAAUCAAAUCCGUAAAGCUGUACGCCGCAAACACACCCUACCCAACUAUAAGCUACGCUAUAAACCCUUCUUCCACAAGACACCCGAAGAAGAUGUGGGCGAAGGCGACAUUCAACCAAAUGGCAUGCUAGAGGUUAAAAUUUCCGAAAUAUCACGUCUCAUGUGUCCUACACACCUGACCGACAUCUAUUGUACGAUUACUAUGGCUUCGUUGGCCUUUGUUGAGGCCUGGCAACAGGAUGAUCGACAUGUGAAGGUCUCAUUAGACGUGGAAAUUCAUAAGGCCAAGAAUCAACAGAUUGGCAUUAUCUUUAAGCAAUCAGCUGUCGAUUGUGUGGAAAUUGAGGCUGUAUUACCGAAUACUCCGGCAUGUAAAUCAAAUCUCAAGGUGGGGGAUAUUCUGUUGGCCAUUGAGGGGAAGCGAGUCUCCUCAAUACAACAGGUGGCGAAGAUAAUAAAAAGUCUGCAGGCAAAUGUUUUUUGUUUGCGCAUCGAUCGGGUCAUACCGGGUAUUAUACGCAACGAUGCGAUUUUAGAAGAUCUGGAUAUUUAUGAAGAUUUGGGAGAUGCACGUUCGGGUUAUGGAUCGAUGGCGCAAAAGACCCCUGAACCCCAAGUUGCAUCAGUAGCGGCGACACCAAGUCCUGUAAUACGUCCUAGCGCAAUAGCGGCGGAAAAGAACACCAGCAGUGAAUCGAGUUUAAGUAAUACACCCACAAAUUCCCCCAAAAAGACAAAGCUGAUAGCGAAAGCCUUGAAGAAGACCAUAAGUCGUGAUCACGGCGAUGGUUCGUCCAAGGACGACGAUGGCAAAUUGAAACCCUCAAAAUUGGCUGCAAAGCAACAGCUGAAUUUACCCAAAGUUCCUUCUAGAACAAAUUGUGAAAGCCUGCUGGCCAACUUGUUACCCACCAGUCUCGCAGCAUCGGGAGUCCACGAUGUGGAACAUUAUUAUCAACAUUCGACGGUAGAUUGUAAGCUAUCGCGGCUGAUACACAUGGAGGAUGUGUGUAAUUUCAAAUUGGAUCCCCACUGUCGAUAUUUGAAUAUUUCCGUUUAUGGCAAAAGUUUGGGAGAAAACCAGUUGCUGGGUUUCACCAAUAUUCCGAUUUAUCAAAUACUGGCGGAAUGUUGUGAAACAAGUUUGAGUCAAAGUUUCAAGACAUACGAGCUGAAUCCUCCCAUACCAGAAGAUUUAAAAAAUCAUUAUCUGUCCUCUCAAUCGGGAUUUAAUCCCAAUCUAUGUUUUGGUGAUAUUUUGCUGGCAUUCACCUGGGAUGGUAAUCCAAAUUUGUCUGCUACCGAAACGCCAUCUAAACAGCCGCAGACAAAAACCAAAUCAAAAUCCAUUAGCUCUGUAGAUAAGACCGAUGACAGCGGUUACUCUGACAAUAUUUCCAUAAAAUCUACAGACACCAUACCCUCACAGCCUCGGGCGCACAAUUUCGUGCGUACCCAUUUCCAACGAGCCACCCAAUGUGAUUUUUGCGGCAAGAAAAUCUGGCUCAAGGAUGCCAUGCAGUGUCGUGAAUGUUUCAUGUGUUGCCACAAGAAAUGCAUAAACAAAUGUCAAAAUGCCACAGUCUGUGGUCCAGUGGAUUGCUCCACCGCCCUAACACAGACACAAAUACAAACGCCAUUGGUACAAACUCCAGAAUUUAUGGUCACCGAUGCUGAUAUUGAUGUUGCGGUUGAACCUGACUGCGAUACCUCAUCGAAUGCUGGCGGAGAUACCACAACAAAAUCCCCACAACCAUCCAAUAGUGGCAGUAAUACUGCCACAACUCCUAGUAAUCUGGAGGUACAUCGUUCAAGUUUGACUGGAUUAUUGGCACAGGGUAUUAAACGGGUUAAUUCGGCCAAUAAUCUUGCCAUACCUGGCAUCGUAUCGACAAUAGCUGGAGUAUCAAAUAAUUCACCAUCGGCAUCCACGGGCUCGGGAUCGACAGCUGGCAGCAGCACUGUGACACCAAGUUCUCUGGCAAAAAGUUUACCACCAAGUCCACAGCAUACACCAAGUCGGAAAGCAUCCUUAGCCCCAUCAGCCCCAAAUACCUUUGAUUUAGUAACCCAACGUUUGGAAGCAUUGCCCAUCGAUGUUCCAAGUUUUACACCAGAACAAGUGGUUUCCAUUACUGAACACAUUAUCCAGUUAUCCAUAGAUGAGGAUGUUAUGAACCUGGCCAAAAAUGCCAGUAAACAAUUGUACUGUAAUUUGAGUGGAAAUGAGCGGGUGGAGAAAAUUAAUUUAUUGCUAACCAAACUCCGUAUGGCCUUGGACAGUGAAACAGCGAUACAUUCAACUUUGGCAGCCACCAUUAAAAAUACCAACAACGAUGCCACAAAUACAACAACGGCAGAAAGUUCAAUACAAAACAACAAAUCAAAUAUUUUAGGGAAAUCAGAGGAACGCAUUCAGGCUCUGAGUGUCAUAAUGUUGUAUCUCUGUACGGGUCUGCAGCAUGCUCAAGGUGUGGCAAUGCAAUAA
Musca vetustissima is the source of this 3305-nucleotide messenger RNA. RefSeq names its product PDZ domain-containing protein 8 (gene Pdzd8). Gene Ontology annotation, biological process: mitochondrial calcium ion homeostasis. The transcript has 8 exons. Gene Ontology annotation, molecular function: lipid binding; protein binding. Gene Ontology annotation, cellular component: mitochondria-associated endoplasmic reticulum membrane contact site. Lineage: Eukaryota; Metazoa; Arthropoda; Insecta; Diptera; Muscidae. The record is from RefSeq and is a predicted model, not a curated record. The coding region runs from base 42 to 3305 and encodes 1087 amino acids.